AUGGAUAUUCAAGACUUCCUGGCUAUGGAGGCCAGCUCCGACCGCGACGACUUGGUCGAUCUUCGCGCCCUUGAUAUCGUGUCCAGCUACGAUUCACACCUAAUGUGUCCGAUCUGCCACUGCCCCUUCGUACAGCCUGUGCGACUACAAUGCGAUCACGUUUUUUGCCAAAAGUGCUUGGGAUCGGCCAUCACCACCUUCCGCUCGGCCGAUUCGGACGAGUUCCCGUGUCCCUCUUGCCGCACCCCCACCACCCGAAUAUCGACCAACGUACCCCGCCUAUUGGUCAACAUGUGCGAUGAGAUUCAAGUACGGUGUCCGUUGGCAGGGGAAGGCUGCAAUGAGAUUGUCCCGCGAGGUCAUGUCCAGUCGCACGUGGAGAAAUACUGCGGUUAUCGGCUUGUAUCGUGUCCGGAUGAAUCGUGCGGAAAAAAGACCCGGAAAAAGGAUCUCCAGCCGGAAGAACGUUGUAUGCAUAGCUAUUGUCGCUGCGAACGCUGCAACGAGGAUGUGAUGGAGCAGGACUUUGCCGAACAUGACAGGGAGCUCUGCCCUAGUCUAGAAGCGACUUGUGAUGAUUGUGGAAAUAUUGUCCCACGACGAUCAUUAAAGAAACACGUCGAGACCUGUCCGGACGUUGUGAGCGCCUGCGCGGCAUCUCAGUAUGGCUGCUCGGUCAAGGUCCGACGUGCUGAUAUCGCGAUGCACGAACAGCAGUGCCCGCUGGUCUCAAUAGGACCAUAUCUCGAAGCGCAAAAUACGCGACUCAACUCUCUGGAGUUAACAAUGCGACAUCUCCAACAACGCAAUGAGAUAUUCGAGGACGGAAUGGCCAAGAUUAAAUCCACCCUUGUCGAAUCUUCACGAGUGAGCGGCAGUGAUCGGAACGGUGGGAGAUCCGCCACCAAUGGAGACAGAGACCGACAAUCUCGCAACGAUGCAGACGAAUCUGCAGACCCCGCAAAUUCAUUCUCAUCCCACACGACUCAAUACCUUCUCUCGCUACACGAGUCUCUUCGCGAAGAGGUCACUCAAAUGUCACACGCUCUCACAGACCUCGAUGCUCGUGCCAGCAUGACCAUCAUGAACGAGUGCCUCCGUAUUAAAGAAGACAUGGCCCAUACCAACGCCGCCCUCAACAGCGUGCGCAUGCAGGUACAAUGGCUCAUGAAUCCCCGGCUCCACAACGGGACUCGAGCGAAUGGAAUGCGCACCAGCGCAGCUAGUAACGAAGCCACGCGCACGCAAUUAACAUCCACGUCCGCGCCGGGCCCGAGUGGCGGUGCCGGUGCAUCACUGGGGCCGCUUCGACCUCGACGACCUAGCGAUAGCGGGCGUGAGGGAACUAAGCUGUGA
Messenger RNA from Penicillium cataractarum, 1356 nucleotides. RefSeq lists its product as uncharacterized. Bases 1 to 1356 code for a protein of 451 amino acids. The transcript has a single exon. Gene Ontology annotation, molecular function: zinc ion binding. Lineage: Eukaryota; Fungi; Ascomycota; Eurotiomycetes; Eurotiales; Aspergillaceae. The record is from RefSeq and is a predicted model, not a curated record.